GCUCUACCGUAUCGUCUCGAAAUUCCUCCCUCUAUAAAUAUCAUAAACUCUUCAUUUUCUCUUUCAAUUUUCCCGCAGAAAUAGCGAUUCAAUUCCUCGGCUGCAAUGAUUCACUUUGUGCUUCUUAUUAGCCGGCAAGGAAAAGUGAGGCUGACAAAAUGGUAUUCUCCUUAUUCACAGAAGGAAAGAUCCAAGGUAAUCCGGGAACUCAGCGGAGUGAUUCUUAACCGAGGCCCAAAGCUUUGUAAUUUCGUUGAGUGGAGAGGUUACAAAGUUGUAUAUAGAAGAUAUGCCAGCCUAUACUUUUGCAUGUGCGUUGAUCAGGAUGACAAUGAGCUGGAGAUCCUUGAAAUAAUCCACCAUUAUGUUGAGAUACUGGAUCGCUAUUUCGGCAGUGUUUGUGAAUUGGACUUGAUCUUCAAUUUUCACAAGGCAUAUUAUAUACUUGAUGAACUUUUGCUUGCUGGGGAACUUCAAGAGUCGAGCAAGAAAGCAGUUUCAAGACUUAUAGAUGCACAGGAUUCAUUGGUGGAGGCUGCAAAAGAAGAGGCUAGUUCUAUAAGCAAUAUGAUUGCACAGGUCACAAAAUGAAGUACGCACAGGCUGGUGCUAUUCAUGAUGUCUAUGAAUGGUUUUCUUUGGAUCAAUUUUACUUUUUGGGUAUGCUCAUCUACUGUCAUCGGAUCAGGUGUGGACCUACUAAAUCGUCACGACCUAACCCAAUUUGGACUUGGUUUUUAAAUGAAGACGUGCAUGUCUCACAUAGGUUACCUACAGGGGUCGCUUUCUCUAAAGAGGGAGAAAUGACUUGAUGUGCAUGAAAUCCACCCUAUCCAUCUGUUACACCACUGAUUGUUUAGCCUUGAACACCAAAAUCAUGAUGAUUCAACACUCAGGUGGUUCGCCCAUAAAAUUAUACCUAAAACCUCUGUAUUCAUAUGUGAUGGCCCGCUUGAGUUUUGGAAUACUGGGAUUUUUGGGUGAUUCUUUCAUCCUAAUGAGGAAAUCAGAUGAUUGGAUUGGAUGGUAUAUAAACACCACGGUAGGCCCUACACAACUAAUGGUGGGGUUGCCCAUCCCAACCGUUUCCUAUGCCGUGGCCUGAGUUUUGGGUUCCAAAGUGAAGAUGAGGCAGCAUACUGGAUGUACCUAGUGGAUCACAUGAAAGUUCAACUAGUGUGGAUCUUGGUUGGCAAAAGUGACCCCUGUGAGGUAUGCUAGUGGAAUUCAUUUUUGAACUGGUCAAUUUAGAGCUUGGACUUUCCUAAAAUGGACUAAACCUAAGAAAUCACUUAAUUACGAAGUGUGGGGAUGUCGGAAGUGUGGAAUUGUCUAUAAUUACCAAGUAUAAUUAAGUAAUUAAUAAAUUAUUAAGGAAAAGUGAGAAUUGAAAAUUUGUAAUUUCUUAAUUAGUUUUUUUUUUUUUUUUUAAUUAUUAA
Molecule: messenger RNA, 1439 nt
Organism: Magnolia sinica
Lineage: Eukaryota; Viridiplantae; Streptophyta; Magnoliopsida; Magnoliales; Magnoliaceae
Product: AP-1 complex subunit sigma-2-like
Exons: 8
Coding region: 106-591 (161 amino acids)
Biological process (GO): vesicle-mediated transport; intracellular protein transport
Cellular component (GO): AP-1 adaptor complex; intracellular membrane-bounded organelle; membrane coat
Molecular function (GO): clathrin-cargo adaptor activity
Source: RefSeq, a predicted model, not a curated record